AUUAGUGACAGACAACGCUGUGGCAAUCUGACAGCGUCAAGUCAUUCAAAAAACAAAUUCGAAUUUAGUCGUGAUUGUUUUGUUUAGAUUAGUAUUUACUUGUUUUAAUUAAUUAGAAUGCCUAAACGAAGGAGAUUAUUUACACCAUUAAAGAAUAGGUCAGCAAAAUCACCCCACAGUAACGAUGCCAGAGAAGUGGCCACAGCUCGUGGGAGGCUGAAGGGAGCCUUAAUGGAUGUACUGGAUCCAACAGCUGAUGAUUCUGAUGCAUCGUCAGAUUAUGCUCCAGAAAAGAGAGACAGCCGAGACUACAGAUCAGAUGAUGAAGACAGAUACAGAAGGAAGAGGUCUCCACACCGGCAGUCUUAUGUCCUGAAGCUGUUUGACCGAAGUGUAGACCUGUCACAGUUCAGUGAGGAGUCUCCUUUGUACCCUAUAUGCAGAGCUUGGAUUGUUAACCAGCCGAGAGCUAACUAUAGUGAACUUGGGAAAAAGGAACACUCCCAAUCAUCAUCAUCAGAAAACUUGGAGCUGCCUGGACCAGAAGGACCGCAUGUGUCUAAGAUACCCCCCUUAUUACCGGAGCAACUGAAAGCUGACAAAAAUAAUAUCAACUUGAAUUAUCGUGAGGCUCCACCACCGACAAAGGAGCAGCUCCUAGCUUCUCACUCAUCCCGCUGGGUGGCAGUGCGACAGGCCUGGUUGGAACAGGCUGCCAAAGUGGAGGCGCGCUACGAGAACACACAGCAGGUCCUCAACAAGAUCAAUGUCAAUGCCAUCUAAACAUCGCUGCUAUCGAGAGCUACCUGAAUUUACUAAACAUUUUGAUUUAUUUACAAAUAUUUGUAUGUUAUUGAUUAAUACCCAAUCAUGUUGAUUUGACGAAAGUGUGAGAAUGAAACAAUUAGUGUUUUUAUAGUGAUUUAUUGUAAAUAUAAGAAUUAUAGUGAUUAUAUCAAUCAUGCACUUU
Messenger RNA from Spodoptera frugiperda (fall armyworm), 970 nucleotides. It is a transcript of the gene mip40, whose product is annotated as protein lin-37 homolog. Gene Ontology annotation, biological process: negative regulation of transcription by RNA polymerase II. Lineage: Eukaryota; Metazoa; Arthropoda; Insecta; Lepidoptera; Noctuidae. Bases 118 to 783 code for a protein of 221 amino acids. The transcript has 6 exons. Gene Ontology annotation, cellular component: transcription repressor complex; Myb complex. The record is from RefSeq and is a predicted model, not a curated record.